Molecule: messenger RNA, 1893 nt
Organism: Symbiodinium natans
Lineage: Eukaryota; Dinophyceae; Suessiales; Symbiodiniaceae
Source: the annotation of a GenBank genome assembly
AUGGACUCAGCCAAUCCUUUGGAGGCUGUGACGCUCGCGGCCUUGAGGGAAAACCUCACUAAGGACCCAAAGCUGGUGGAAUUGAAGCGACGACUUGCUCUGGCUAGGGUGAGACGUGAGGUGAGCAAAUUCCGCGCUGAGGAGAUAGCGCUUCACGAAUCAAUGCCACGCUCUGUGGCUAAGGUCAUGGAGGGCAAGGCCAUCCUUGCCCUUGAGGCUUUGUUGCAGGCGGAGGGAUAUGACGACUUGGGAGCUAUCACCUUCCUUAAGGAGGGGGUACCUUUGGUGGGGGUCUCAGAGUGCCCUCCGUGCUUCGACUGCAAGCUUGUGCCCGCGGCUCUGACUGAAGCCGAACUCUUCCAGACUGCCCAGGUCAGACGGGAGGCGCUUUUGAGCAAGUCCGAGCCGAUUGAUGCUGAGGAGGCAAGAGUCUUGGCGGAGGCAUCUCAAGAGGAGGUGUCGCUUGGCUUCCUUGAGGGGCCGUUUUACAGCAGGGACGAAGUCUCGUCCCGACUUGAGACAGAGAGCUGGACGGUGAUACGCCGCUUCGUCAUUUUUCAGGGCGCUGAGGGCAAAGCGCGCCCAAUCGACAACUGCCUCGAAGCCCAACUUAACUCGGGGUAUACAUCUAGCAUCCACUUGCGUUUACAAGACGGAGACUACCUGGCCGCCAUGGCCCUGUUCGUUGCCCGCGAAAUCACCGGGGGCAGGGCGCACCCCGAGGCGCAGGAGUGGCGCGGAAAGUGUCUUGAUCUGAGCAAAGCGUAUAAACAACUUGCAGUUCUUCCAGCCCACCGGCCUCUGGCAGUCAUAGCAGUGCGGCAGGAGGAUGGCCGUGACGCCCUGUACUUGUCAAACAGCUUGCUUUUUGGCAGUACCGCCGCAGUAUAUGCCUUUAACCGGGUGAGUCGCUGCUUGUGGUUCUUGAUCAAUCGACUGCUCUGGAUACCUUCCGGAGUGUACUUUGACGACUACCCCCUGUUGUGUCCGGCGGCCACAGCCGAGAGUGCGGACUCGGUUGUGAGCGACUUCCUGGAUUGCCUGGGGUGGCGUCACGCCAAAACUGGUGUGAAAGGCCGUGCGUUUGCUCCAAGCAGGGCAGCCCAAGGAGAGGUGAGCCUUGCUAACAAGCAGGGCCGAAUUGAGCGCAUUGUCGGCCAGCUUAAGGAGGUAGGCUCUAAGGGUGAGAUUAGUAGGCAGCUUGCCCAGGUCCUGCAGGGUUUGUUGCAAUGCGCUUCUGGCUUCUACGCUGGCAGGGCUUUGAAACACGCCUCGCAUGUGCUGUCGCGUAUUGUGGGUGGCCUGCACUUCAGCCCCCCUGACCUUAGGGACUUUUGCCAUCAUACCAUACGCCUUUUGCAGGACGAGACCCCGCGAGUUUUGAAGUGCUUCAUGACAACCGAUGUCCUCCACCUUUGGACAGACGGCUCCUGGGAGUCAGGGGUAGCGGGCGUUGGACUUGCUGCUCACGACUGUUUCUCCGGUUCAGGUUGGGUCUUAGAGGGCCGAGUCCCGUCCGGGAUCGGCGGGGAUCAGUUAAUUUGCGUAAUCGAGAUGUUCGCGAUUCUUGCAUCCAUGAUGGAAUUGAGUUCCAUCCUGGAGUCCCGAGGAGUAGUGUGGUGGGUGGACAACAACGCCACCCGCGGCCUCGUGAUAAAAGGGGCCAGCAGAAGCUGGGCUAUGCAUACUCUUGCCCGAAUCUUCUCCCAGUUGGACCAGAAGCACCCAUCCAUGUGGUGGGUAUCACGAGUGCCUUCCUUUUCCAACCCAGGUGAUGCGCCAUCGCGAGGUCACGGCAUCGAGGUCGUGACGAUGGUGGGAGCAUCUGAAGUCCAACCCUUCACCCGCUUGGAGGAGCUGGCGAAGAGGAUCCUUGAGCUCAAGCGAGCCUGA